AAUUUUUUGUGUAUAAAUACCUGCACCUGAUACCUGCAUAUCACACCUGUGCACAAUUGUCUGAUGAUCUUGUGGUGACCAAACACAAAGACAAGAAUGCAGACCGCAACAAUAACUCUCCUGGUCACUGCUGCAGUCCUCUGGAGCAAAACUGAAGCUUUUUCAGACACAGCUGUGGAUUGCUGUCUGACCACCAAGGACACUCGUAUUCCAAUGCAGAUCGUUGUAUCUUACUUUCACCAAACCACAGAAAGUGGUUGUGCCAUUCCAGCCACUGUGUUCAUCACAAAAAAGGACAAGAAACUGUGUGCUCCACCAGAAAAAAACUCCUGGAUUACCAAGAUCAUCACACACUUAGAGAAGAAGAAGACAGCUUCUCAAUAGGAACACAGAUGGGAGCUGACCCCGAUGAUCCUGUAAAUGCACUAGACGACACUUAAAGACAGGAAGUGAUCGUGAAUCAUGAGCUGCCAUGAACGGUGUUUUUUAAAAAGUUAUUUGCAAAGUACUUUGGAAACCAUGCAGAUCUGGGGAAUGCGUGGUGGCCAGACUUUGUAAAUGGUUAAAAGCAGAUAUGCUAUUUGUCUGUGUUUGUAUUGUUUUACUGUAGCAAUUAUGAUUAUCAUACAUUUGCAUGAAUCGUCCUGUAAGCUGUGCAUGUAUUUUUAGAAAGUCUGUUAAUGUAUGGAGAAUAGUUUGCUGUGAGCGGAAUGUUUUCUGAGAAUAAUUUUCAAAUAAAUUCAUUUUGUUAAAA
Messenger RNA from Puntigrus tetrazona (Sumatra barb), 754 nucleotides. It is a transcript of the gene ccl19a.2, whose product is annotated as chemokine (C-C motif) ligand 19a, tandem duplicate 2. The record is from RefSeq and is a predicted model, not a curated record. Gene Ontology annotation, molecular function: chemokine activity; CCR chemokine receptor binding. The transcript is spliced from 4 exons. Gene Ontology annotation, biological process: G protein-coupled receptor signaling pathway; cellular response to type II interferon; neutrophil chemotaxis. The coding region runs from base 97 to 384 and encodes 95 amino acids. NCBI's taxonomy places the organism in Eukaryota, Metazoa, Chordata, Actinopteri, Cypriniformes, Cyprinidae. Gene Ontology annotation, cellular component: extracellular region.